GCGCUGCGGGGGGUGGAUGCGAUCGAGCAUCGCCGCCCCCUUCCCGCACCCGCCCCGGCAUCCUCCUGCCGCCGCUCCCGCCGCCGCGAGGCAGCUUUUCACCAUCACCAUCCCUUUUCUCUGAUUUCCCCCUUUCCCCCGUUUCUCGCCGCGCCGCAGCCGGAGGGAGGGAGGACGGCGGAGCCGGCGCCCGGCCGCCGGGAGAGGCUGAGAGAUGGCCGAAGGGGAAAUCACUACCUUCACUGCCCUGACCGAAAAGUUCAACCUUCCCCUGGCGAACUACAAGAAACCCAAACUCCUGUACUGCAGCAACGGGGGCCACUUCCUACGGAUCCUCCCAGAUGGCAAAGUGGAUGGGACCAGGGACCGAAGCGACCAGCACAUUCAACUCCAGCUAAGCGCGGAAAGUGUGGGAGAGGUGUAUAUAAAGAGCACCAAGUCUGGGCAGUACCUGGCGAUGGACAGCAACGGGCUGCUCUAUGGCUCGCAGUUACCGGGUGAGGAGUGCCUGUUCCUCGAAAGGAUUGAAGAAAACCAUUACAACACGUACACCUCCAAAAAGCACGCGGAUAAGAACUGGUUCGUUGGUCUGAAGAAGAAUGGGAACAGCAAGCUGGGGCCGCGGACUCACUAUGGCCAGAAGGCAAUCCUUUUCCUCCCGCUGCCCGUCUCGGCUGACUAAACCCCAUCCGGGAGCUCAGAGACAACCUGAACCCCAAAACCCAACCAUCACCUCCUCCUUUUCCCUCGCUCCCUCUCUUUUCGGCUAGUAUGACAGAGCCAAACGUUAGAGCUCCGAGCUUUACGUAAAGGCUUUACCAAAAAUAGACACAGCAGAGCUCCUCUGCUCUGCACGAGGCUUUGCAGAGAUGAGGGGAAAAGCCCUGAGACCCUCCCAAGGACCACUGGCACCCCCACCUCCCCCUGCCCUCUGCAGUCUUUUGGUAACGUGGGACCCGCUUGUGCCGUGACCACCCUGCGGCUCCCGCGGGCACACACAAACCUGCCCCAGGCAGGCACCCAGAAACGUGGCCAAGGGCGCCCCAAGGACACCCCAGGUACCAGGGGAACGCACGCUUUUCCUGUCCCCAGUCAUUCUAAGGCAAAAGCUCCCUGGAUACACUAUAUUAACGUAUUUAUCCAUCUAAGUAUGUAGCUUUUAAUAUGCCUUCAAGCAAUUUCAGAUUGCACCAUCGGUCAUGUUACCGAGUGCCAGCCUGGUUAAAUGCUUGCAGGUGUCCUCGGCGUAUUAAGCUAACCUAGCAUCAGCCAAAAGCUCCAAGCCCUAGACAUCUUAGCCUCCCUUGCAACACCAAUAUUGCUACAUUUCAUCCCAGUACCUGCCAUAUGCUAUUUGUAUUUAUUUAUUAAGUAAACCUGUCUCUUCUGCAACCUGUUCAUAAGUCAUUCUAGGCACCGAAGCCCCUUGAUGUUGCCCCAGUGAGGGUGCGGCAGAGUGGCCCCGACUGAACUCUGAUGCUGGAGGUGUGAUGGUGCAGCAGGAAUGGGCCGCAUGACGGUGGCAGUCAUCGCACCCCGUUCCCGGGGGGCUUCCUCCCGCACCCCCAGCACCUGGCUAAACGGGGCUCUAAAAAUGGCACUGGGGCCCCUUGGAGACUCCCAAACCCUCCAUGAAGGUGGGUUUCUCCUCUCCUGGGACAAAGCAAACCUCCUGAGCGGCUUGAGAGACGCUCCUGCCAGGCGAGAGCGUCACGGGAGCACAACGCUGCCAUGCUCUAUCCUGGCUUGUCUGUCUGCGUCUGCCUCGGGUGCUUGCAGACCCCAAUGGUGACCAGGCACAAGCUGCCCGGGGGGACAAGUCAGCCCCGGCAGCGCUGGGGCAAAGCCUUGCUGAGCCAGAGCUUCUCUAAUCGCUUCUCCUUGGGGGGGUUGGACAAGAUGAUCUCCAGAGGUCCCUUCCAACCCUGUGAUUCUGUGAUUCUCCCCGAGUGGCACAAGCAUUUUACCUUGCAG
Phalacrocorax carbo (great cormorant) is the source of this 1974-nucleotide messenger RNA. The record is from RefSeq and is a predicted model, not a curated record. Lineage: Eukaryota; Metazoa; Chordata; Aves; Suliformes; Phalacrocoracidae.